AUGGCUGGCAAAUCAACGCAGACGCCCAUCUCUCUGGACGCGUCCAUUGGCUCGGGUCAAAGUGUCCUUGGCUACUUUGUACAAUAUGACGUGACGCUCAAGUGCCCGAUCACAUCCCGCGCCUGGACCAUCCACAAACGCUACUCGCAGCUGCUCCAGUUUCGAUCGCAGUUGGCAAAGCUCCACGCUGCGUCUUCGUCUCCUUCACUUGCCCACGUUCUCAAGCUGCCCUUUCCCAAGAAGGCACUCGACUCGGAGAAGCCGAGCGUCAUUGCCGAGCGCAUGCAGCGCUUCCAGAUCUUUGUCGAGCACGUCUGGAGCUUGUACGCGAGCUGCGUGGUGCCGAUGGAUGGCGCGCCAGAAGACGCCGCCGUUGUCGCGUGUCUGCGCGAGUUUCUGAGUGUACCUGAGGCCGUGCUGGCGAUUUCAAUACGCCACAUGAAAGAGACGCCCCAGGACAUGGACCCGUGCGUGGUGUGCUUGGGCGAGUUUGACGUUGACGCCUUUUGCGGUCCGUCGACAGUGCUUGCGCUGACCAACAUGUCCGACGUGCCGGUCUGA
Messenger RNA from Saprolegnia parasitica CBS 223.65, 561 nucleotides. RefSeq lists its product as hypothetical. The transcript has 2 exons. Gene Ontology annotation, molecular function: phosphatidylinositol binding. NCBI's taxonomy places the organism in Eukaryota, Oomycota, Saprolegniomycetes, Saprolegniales, Saprolegniaceae. The coding region runs from base 1 to 561 and encodes 186 amino acids. The record is from RefSeq and is a predicted model, not a curated record.